Messenger RNA from Oryza brachyantha (malo sina), 1920 nucleotides. Its product is annotated as RNA-binding protein L-like. Gene Ontology annotation, cellular component: cytosol. The coding region runs from base 64 to 1056 and encodes 330 amino acids. The transcript is spliced from 7 exons. Gene Ontology annotation, molecular function: mRNA binding. The record is from RefSeq and is a predicted model, not a curated record. NCBI's taxonomy places the organism in Eukaryota, Viridiplantae, Streptophyta, Magnoliopsida, Poales, Poaceae.
UCUCUUCUCUCCUCUUGUAUUAGCUAGGCUAGGGUUUCUCCAUCGGAAUCGGAAUCCGCUGAGAUGCCGCCGCAGGGCUGGGCCAUGGCGCCACCCUACUACUACCACGGCGGCUCCCCGCCCCCAGCCCCUCCAUUGCCUCCAAAGGAGAAGGAGGAGGAGGAGCAGCAGCAGCAACAGGCGAGGUCCCUCUGGAUCGGCGGCCUUCUGCCCUGGAUGGAUGAGGGCUACCUCUCCACCUGCUUCACUCGCUCGCCGGAGCUUAUGUCGGUUGUCAUCAAAAGGAAUAAGCAGACCGGACAAUCCGAUGGUUAUGGCUUUCUUAACUUUGCUGACCAUGCAUCCGCUCAUCAAAUCCUCCACAGCUACAAUGGCCAGGAGAUGCCUAAUUCUGAUAGGGAUUUCAGGCUCAACUGGGUCACAACUGCUGCCCGUGUGCCCAAUGCUCCUAAUCACGCCAUAUAUGUUGGGGACUUGGCCUACGACGUCACUGACUUCAUGCUACACCAUGUCUUCAAGAGCCGAUACCCAUCAGUUAAGAGCGCUAAAGUUAUCUCUGAUAAGCUUACUGGCCACUCAAAAGGAUAUGGAUUUGUUUUUUUUGGGGACGCUAAUGAACACAGGCAAGCCAUCACUCAGAUGAAUGGCGCAUACUGCUCAACUAGGCCUAUGCGUAUCGGCACUGUUCCCAACAAGAAAGUUCCCUCCCAUGAUACAGAAGUAUCUGAUUCUGAUUGCAAUCCAGACAAUUCAAAACUAUUUAUUGGUUCUAUUGAUCCAAGUGUGACUGAUGAGGAUCUAAAGCAAACCUUUAGUCCCUAUGGAGAUCUUGUCCAUGUAAAGGUGAUAGUGGGAAAGCAAUGUGGCUUCAUCAAAUACUCAAGCAGAGCAUCAGCAGAAGAGGCUAUAAGAAUGCUAAAUGGAAGUCAGCUAGCAGGUCGUAGCAUAAGAGUUUCAUGGUGUCGUCCGCUUUCUAACAAGCAGGAUCCUAACAAGCAGAGUUAUACAAGUCAUCAAGGAUAUGGAUAUGACCAACAGCAGGUGUCAGUACAGUGAAAACUUGGAAGUUUCUUUUAUUCGUUUUGGAAAUAGCAUGGUGCUCCUUGAAGAUCUCAAUGUCAAGAUGUGGCAGGAAUUUUUGGUGGCCGUAAACUUGGAGGGUUUUUUUUUUUCGUUCGUUUUGGAAAUAGCUGUGCGUUGCCUUGUUUCUACUUUAGCUGUGCGACAGCUGCAAGGCAUGACUCAAGUCCCAUUGGUACCGUUCGUUUGAGUCUUUUGACAGAGAGAUGUAGAAUUUAGUAGGUCAAAAAUGCCUUGGAUUUUGCUAUGCUAUGGGCAUGGCCAGCAGCAAGCUUUUGGGAUUGGUUAGCUUGAGUUGAGUUGAGGUUGUACAGAUGCAGGGUGAAGCUUAUACUGUGGUUUGUACCAGCUGCAGGCGCACCUGGCUGGUCUGUUUUUCUUUUCUGUUACUUUUAACUGAAGAAACGACAUUUGGCUUGAGAGUUCAUCGGAGCCUGUGUUUGAGAAGAGCUAGUGUACUGUUUGUAGCAAGUGAUGGUUGUUUUAUCAAGAUGAAGACUGUAGCAAUCUCCAUUGUACAGUAUAUAUAUUAUAUUAUUCCCUUAUGACAUCAAGAUCAAGAUGAAGACUCUAGUAUGUAACAGACAGACGAUAUGCUGGUGGCUUAAUUAGUUGAAGGGGGGUUGGAAGAGAUGAGGAAAUAAUUAAGAUGCAUGGAGAUGGCAGGGUGUGAAGAGCAUGUCCUUGGUAAGCAUGAGCUGGGUCGGUGAUGGUCGUAAAUGCAGUGGAUGGUCCUUGCAACAUAUGGACAUGGCUCAUCAUCUCCUUCCAGGCCAACCAAGCCCUACUAGCUGCUACCCGACUCUUAAUUCUCUCGCUGCAUCGCAUAUCUUUCAUACG